This is a messenger RNA of Linderina pennispora, 1971 nucleotides long. Its product is annotated as glycoside hydrolase. The transcript is spliced from 2 exons. Gene Ontology annotation, biological process: N-glycan processing; carbohydrate metabolic process. NCBI's taxonomy places the organism in Eukaryota, Fungi, Kickxellomycota, Kickxellomycetes, Kickxellales, Kickxellaceae. The coding region runs from base 340 to 1899 and encodes 519 amino acids. Gene Ontology annotation, molecular function: calcium ion binding; mannosyl-oligosaccharide 1,2-alpha-mannosidase activity. The record is from RefSeq and is a predicted model, not a curated record. Gene Ontology annotation, cellular component: endoplasmic reticulum; Golgi membrane.
CCAUUGCAUAAAUUGCCAGGCAUCACGCUUUCCGGUGUCACAUUUUCCCACCUUCCAGCCCUUUUUUCUCUCAGUUUUUGCUGCUUCCUGGCAGGCCCAGCAUACUUUUCCUCUUCUUAUUUUGCGCCUGUCUACUGUCUACGACCUUGCGUUCUGGGCCAAUUCCAUAUUGCUGUAUUACUUUUUCGCGCAUCGGCCCUUGAGACUGUAUUUCAUUCUCAUUUCUGUGCUCACACCCCCUCUUUUAUCUUACACCUGGUCUAUUAACCAGACAAGCUCUUGACACCUCCCCUUCUUUUUUAUUAAGUUAUAGACUAUACCUUGUAUUACUCAAUAAUCAUGUCUAGUGUGCCGACGAUAUGUUCCGACACAGCUAGCGAGCCGCUGCUGCGCAAGGACCAGGGGCUGCGCACGCGCCUGCGCACGAAAUGGCUCGGCCUGGACCGUGUAAGCCGAACCGUAUUUCUUGCCUUUGGGCUGAUGAUCGGGCUGGCGCUUUCACUCCGCAUAGCCAUCGAAGUACUCCACCCAUUUGACAAUUGGCCAGGACCGCGCAUCACGCUGCCACCCGACCACGAUACGCUGAAAGACGACGAGUCGCGGCGCAGAUCCGUGCGCUCGGCAAUGAAGCACGCCUGGGACGGAUACCGCCAAUACGCAUUCGGCCACGACGAGCUCAAGCCGGUGUCCAAUGGCUUCAACGACAAGUGGGGCGGCUGGGGCGUGACAUUAGUGGAUGCCCUGGAUACGCUGUAUAUCAUGGAUUUAUAUGAGGAGUUCAAGGAAGGGGUCGCCCAUGUGGUGGAUGUCGAUUUUGGCAAGGCGCAGAGUGGCUAUACGACGCCGUUUUUUGAGAUGAUUAUUCGGUCGCUGGCGGGGCUACUGACGGCAUAUGAGAUGAGCAAUGACAGGAGGUUGCUGAAGAAGGCGCAGCAGGUGGGCGAUGCGCUGUUCCCGGCGUUCAACACCACCACUGGGAUUCCCUAUCCGCGCGUCGAUGUCAAUCGAGGCACAGCAGUGUCGUCCAGCCAUGUAUGCCUGGCCGAAGCCGGCACUGUGCAGCUCGAGUACUGGAAGCUAUCGGAGCUCACAGGCAAUGACAAGUACCACCAGGCAGCACAGCGUGUGGUAGAUAUCCUAGACAAGGCCGACAAGCCGUACCCAGGCUUAUAUCCUAUCUGGAUCGAGAUUAGCUCGGGCAAAAUGACCUCGGGGCAGAUUACGUUUGGCGGACAGGGGGACAGCUGGUACGAGUACAUGCUCAAGCAGUACCUCUAUGGACGACAGAAGCAUGAGCAGUACAAGCGCAUGUAUAUCGAGUCGAUCGAUGCCAUGAAGGAGAAGAUGAUUCGCACAUCAAUCUAUGAAUCGAACAUGGUGUAUCUGGGCGACCUGGACUCGACGGCGACAAAGUUCAAUCCCAAGCUGCAGCACCUGACUAUGUGCUGUUCCGUGACCAGAGCAACAAGGGUCUAUCGCCAGACAAGGACAAGAACGACUUUGAAAUUGAGGACCUGUCAGCAGCAAGUGGGUUCGAGAAACGCUAUGGGUUUUACUUUGGCAACGAUCCGCAGCUACAUUUUAAGGCCCGAGACUGUCGAGAGCCUGAUGGUCCUGUAUCGCACGACUGGCGACGCAAAGUACAAGGAGUGGGGAUGGCAGAUUUUCCAGUCAAUCGAGGCGUUCACCAAGACAGGGACGGCAUACUCGGCAUACAAGGACGUCAUGUCGGCCAACGCUAGCUCGCAGUGGUCCGACUCGAUGGAGUCAUUCUUCUUGGCUGAGACGCUAAAGUAUCUGUAUCUGCUGUUUUCGCCUGUAGACUACUACUCACUUGACGAGUAUGUGUUCAACACCGAGGCACAUCCGUUCAAGAUCCACCGCAGUGGGUCGUUCUAAUUCUGCUAUGCGAUUUUACUUUAUUUAUUUUCGCUAUGUCUUUCCUACGAGUAGUAACACAUGUUUUGUUUU